Messenger RNA from Sorex araneus (European shrew), 3571 nucleotides. It is a transcript of the gene ANKRD13A, whose product is annotated as ankyrin repeat domain 13A. Gene Ontology annotation, molecular function: protein binding. The record is from RefSeq and is a predicted model, not a curated record. The transcript has 15 exons. The coding region runs from base 78 to 1853 and encodes 591 amino acids. Lineage: Eukaryota; Metazoa; Chordata; Mammalia; Eulipotyphla; Soricidae. Gene Ontology annotation, cellular component: cytoplasm.
CCCCGGCGGGGCCGCGGCUCGGGCGGGGCGGGGCAGCGCAGGGCGGCCCGGGAGGGCCCGGCGGCGGCCUCCGCGCCAUGUCCGCGGCCAGCGAGGCCGGAGCCCGCUUCCCCCUGCACCUCCUGGUCUGGAACAACGACUACCGGCAGCUGGAGAAGGAGCUGCGGGGCCAGAACGUGGAGGCGGUGGACCCUCGGGGCCGGACCUUACUGCAUCUUGCUGUCUCUUUGGGACAUUUGGAAUCUGCUCGAGUCUUGCUCCGACAUAAAGCAGACGUCACCAAAGAAAACCGCGAGGGAUGGACAGUGUUGCACGAGGCCGUGAGCACCGGCGACCCCGAGAUGGUGUACGUGGUGCUGCAGCACCGGGACUACCACAACACCUCCAUGGCCCUGGAGGGUGUUCCCGAGCUGCUCCAGAAAAUCCUGGAGGCUCCGGAUUUCUAUGUGCAGAUGAAAUGGGAAUUCACCAGCUGGGUGCCCUUGGUUUCCAGAAUUUGCCCGAAUGAUGUCUGUCGCAUCUGGAAGAGUGGUGCCAAAUUGCGCGUUGACAUCACCUUGCUGGGAUUUGAGAAUAUGAGCUGGAUAAGAGGAAGGCGCAGUUUCAUAUUUAAGGGAGAAGACAACUGGGCCGAGUUGAUGGAAGUCAACCACGACGACAAGGUGGUGACCACGGAGCGCUUCGACCUGUCCCAGGAGAUGGAGCGCCUCAGCCUGGACCUGAUGAAGCCCAAGAACAGGGAGGUGGAGCGGCGGCUCACGAGCCCGGUCAUCAACACCAGCCUGGACACGAAGAACAUCGCUUUCGAAAGAACUAAAUCCGGAUUCUGGGGCUGGAGGACAGAUAAAGCAGAAGUUGUUAAUGGUUACGAAGCAAAGGUCUACACCGUCAACAACGUGAGCGUGAUCACCAAGAUCCGGACAGAGCAUCUGACGGAGGAGGAAAAGAAGAGAUACAAAGCCGACAGGAACCCCCUGGAAUCUUUGCUGGGGACUGUGGAACAUCAGUUUGGUGCUCAAGGGGACCUCACCACCGAAUGCGCCACCGCCAACAACCCCACAGCCAUCACGCCUGAUGAGUACUUCAACCAAGACUUUGAUCUGAAGGACAGGGACAUUGGAAGGCCCAAAGAGCUGACCAUCAGAACGCAAAAGUUCAAGGCGACGCUGUGGAUGUGCGAGGAGUUCCCGCUGUCCCUUGUGGAGCAGGUCAUCCCCAUCAUCGACCUCAUGGCCCGCACCAGCGCCCACUUCGCCAGGCUGAGAGACUUCAUCAAGCUGGAGUUCCCGCCCGGGUUUCCCGUCAAAAUAGAAAUCCCCUUGUUUCAUGUCUUAAACGCCCGGAUCACAUUUGGGAACGUAAAUGGCUGCAGUACGGCGGAAGAAACAGUGACUCUGAAUGCGGAGGGGACCCAGGCAGAUUCAGCUUCCCAGGUUACGAGUUUUGAGGUGGAUCAAUCUGUGUUUGAGAUUCCGGAAUCGUACCACGUGCAGGACCACGGCAGGAACGUGCACCUGCAGGAUGAGGACUACGAGAUCAUGCAGUUCGCCAUCCAGCAGAGCUUGCUCGAGUCCAGCCGGAGCCAGGACCUCUCAGGACCAGCUUCCAACGGAGGGAUGAGCCAGACGCAGGCCUAUGAUGACGAUCAGUACGAGAGGGCCAUCCAGGAGAGCCUGCUCAGCAGCUCCGAGGGCCUGUGCCCGGGAGUCUCGAGCGAGACCAGCCGCUUCGACAGCGACCUGCAGCUGGCCAUGGAGCUCUCGGCCAAGGAGCUGGCGGAGCAGGAGCUGCGGCUGCGCGAGGAGGAGGCGGAGCUCCAGCAGGUCCUGCAGCUGUCCCUCACCGAGAAGUAGACCUCGGGGACCCACGGGCUGUGCCGGGCCCCACGCCAGGGCCCCGGGGCCAGGGCGCUGCAGACGGCACGCCGCCCCUCUGGAGGUGUGGGAUCAGGACCCCCGGGCCCCGCCGUGGUGCUCCCUGGCGGAGGGGCCGGGGACUGGCAGGCCCCCUCCAGGCUUGGGGAGGGGCGGCGUCACUGUCCAUUAGCUGCACUGGCUCUCGCAGGGCACGUCCUUACUGUCAGCUUGACAAGCCCCCGUCCCGCUGGGUUAGGGUGAAUUCUUACCGAGCAGGGAUGAAACAGAGUCAGGUGCUUUUUCUUUCUUUUUUUUUUUUCUUUCUUUUUUUUUUUUUUUACCCAAGAGCAAGCAGCCUUUCUAGAAUGUGGCGCAGGAGAAUUUAUGAGAAUUUCUUUACAGUUCACCAAAGAAGUGGAUAAUCUCUGCCGAUCUCUUUUUAUUUUUACCUUUCUACGGCAUUUCUAGAACACUGUCACUGUUCCUCCCAUCUCCUUUCACGCCCCGUCCCCCUCGCCAGUGUGGCAGAGGAGAUAGGUGCAGGAUCUGUUGUCCAUGAAGCUUGACUGUUUCCAUCAGGUUAAGAAGUGCAGAUGACCCCGGGUGUUGCCUUAACCUUAAAGGUCGCUGAUGGUCCCAGGCCACCCCAGCCCCCCCACCCCCAGCACGGAGGGGUGGGGUUUGUGUUCGGAAAGGCAGCACGGUCCAGACGAAAUCCAAGGCAGCUAAUCUGGCCCUGGAGGGAGCAGCCUGGGGCCCAUUCUUGGGGUGGGCGGGCCGGCCCCCCAAGAGAUGGCGUUGGAACAGCGCAGACCCAAACCCUGUUUCACUCCCGCCGCCUUCCCCCUGCGGGGCCGUCCGUCCGGCAGGGGCGGGGUGGGGCGGGGCGGUGCUCGGGCUCAGGGGGCAGCAGGGGACUCGGUGGCCCUGAGUUCAGAAGGGGAAUCUGAGGCUUUCACAUUGCUUUCUAGAGUUCAGAUCAACAUCUUUCUGGAUAAAUCUAUUUUUUAACAGAAUCUUUUUAUUAUUUUUAAAAAGAUAGGGAAAAAUAAAAAAACCGACUACUCCCAUCAGUAGCAAUACAAGGUUAUACAUUGUAACCAGACUUUCUCAGGCCUUUUUUGGAUACCUUUAGUAGUUAACUAUUUUGUCUAACCCUCCUGUAAAUAACCAUCACCCGUCAUCCAGGCCCCGGGCCCCGCCUCUCUGCACAGGCUGCAUGGAAACAUCCCGGUCAGCAUUCCCACCCCGGCCUCGGUGCCCGAUUUCUCUCCGCCAGGCUGCUCUCGGGGUGGAAAGAGAACCAUCCGGCCCGACCCGGUCCGGUCCUUGUCUCUCUCGUAGACACUUAGCGUUGCCCGUAACAUGUUCCCGGUCGUGAAGACAUGUGCUUUGGAUUCCACACAACCAGCUGCCUUUGCUGUCGUGCUCUGACCAAAUCCCUCCUCUGCACAGAGGCCAGUGUGCCCGCCCCCCAUCAUCUUUGUUUUCAGAAACACCCGCCUGGCGUUGCGUUGACUUGGCAUUUCCCCUGGAAGCGAGGAGCCCGGGGCUUCUCCUCGCAGGCAGGAAGGCGGCUAGUAGGUCCUUUCUGUUCGCAUUCCACUGCUCUGCGUCCUCCCCGGGGAGUCGGCCCGGUCCACACACAGCCGCCUUCUCCCCAGGCGCGCCUGCUCUUACAAUGCAAAUAAAGACGGCUUUCUUAGAGGGUGCUC